UUUUUUUUUUUUUUUAAAUGUUCAUGUUCAUUGCUCAAGUGCACACUCUCCAUGUGAUCAGCAUGCUCUCUUAUAUUUUAUACACGGCUUUGUCAGGCUUGGCCAUCGUUCCGUUCUUGCUUUACUGGCGAAAUCCGUACUUUUUGCACGACCUGCGUUACGCGGUCACGGUCAUGCGAGUCGCCACGCAGCUCUCCAAAUUCUCCACCAAGAAGCCCUUCUACAGCAUUCUCGACCGUUUCCUGGAGAAAGCGGCCAAGCAGCCGCACAAGAAGUUCAUCGUGUUUGAGGAGAGCAGUUACACGUACAGGGAAGCCGACCGGGAGAGCAACCGCGUGGCCGCGGCACUGUCGGCUGUGCUGAAGCCCGGAGAGACGGCGGCCGUGUUCGCGGGCAACGAGCCGGUCUUCGUGUGGAUCUGGCUCGGCCUCGCCAAGCUCGGGUGUACCGCUGCCUUGCUCAACUACAACAUACGCUCCAAAUCUCUGCUGCACUGCUUCUCGUGCUGCGACGCCAAGAUUCUGCUCGCGGCGGCCGAACUACGAGGGGCCGUGGAGGAGGUGCUGCCGAGCCUGAAGCAGCAGGGCGUCCGCGUGUUCAUCCUCGGCGACAGCGAGGAGUCCGAGGGCGUCGAGUGCCUCUCGGAGAAAAUUCGCCGGGCCUCCGACCGACCUCCGUCGCCCGAGCUCCGGGCCGACGUUAACCUCAAGAGCCCCGCACUGUACAUUUACACCUCAGGAACCACAGGGCUUCCCAAGGCAGCAGUUAUUAACCACGAGCGGAUAUGGAUGGCAAGUUUUCUUCAGUCAGUCGCUGGCGUACGCUCGGAUGACGUCGUCUACAUCUACCUGCCUCUUUACCACAGUUCCGGCUUUCUCAUGGGAUUGUGUGGAGCCAUUGAAAAAGGUAUCACCGUUGUAUUAAAACGUAAAUUCUCCGCGUCGAACUUCUGGAACGACUGCAGGAAGUACAAUAUUACAGUUAUUCAGUACAUAGGAGAGAUUAUGCGAUACCUCUGCAAUACACCACAGAGGGACAACGACAAAGAUCACAAAGUCAGAAUAGCUUUGGGCAACGGGAUACGAGCCGACACCUGGGCCAAUUUUCUCCAACGCUUCGGUGGCGUUCGCAUCUGCGAGUGCUACGGAGCCACGGAGGGAAAUGUCGGCUUCGUCAACUACGUCGGGAAAAUCGGCGCCAUCGGAAAAGAGCAUUUCCUCCACAAGAUGGGUUGCCCGUAUGCCCUGAUACGGUACGACACGGAGAAAGAGGAGCCAGUCAGGGACUGCAGAGGAUUUUGCAUGGAAGUGCCCAGAGGCGAGACCGGUCUGUUGGUGUCCAAGAUCGGCUCGAGGACCCCCUUCUCGGGCUACGCCAAGAACAAGCAGCAGACUGAGAAGAAGAAGCUGAGGGAUGUGUUUGUGAAGGGAGACAUCUAUUUUAACAGCGGCGAUCUUCUCAGGAUAGACCACGAGGGGUUUGUCUUCUUCCAAGACCGCAUCGGAGACACCUUCAGAUGGAAAGGAGAAAAUGUAGCAACCACAGAGAUCGCCGAUCACUUGCUCAUGGUGGACUGCAUCGAGGAAGUGAACGUCUACGGCGUGAAGGUACCAGGACACGAGGGAAGGAUUGGGAUGGCGGCGCUGACCCUGAAAGAAAACAUGGACUUUGAUGGGAAAGCGGUGUACCAACACGUCAAAAGUUACCUUCCGAGCUAUGCCAGGCCGCGCUUUGUUCGCAUUCAGAAUGCACUGCAGGUGACCGGGACGUUCAAGCAGAUGAAAGUGAAGCUGGCCGAGGAGGGUUUCAACCCGAGCGUCGUCCAGGAUCGUUUGCUUUUCCUGGAGGACAAUCAAGGCUACGUCCCCUUGACUCGAGAGAUGUUCGACUCCAUAACGGAGGGAAAAAUCAAACUCUGAAUCGCUUUUUGUCUUCACCACCCGAAUAGCUGAGAAAUCCACACAAUAAGCCACGCAGUGACCAUGAAGCCUUCACAUACAGCGGAUCCCUUUUUCCGAUUCAUUUCAAAGCGUACAAAAAGCAAUAUUUCGUGGUUUUGUAUUCGUCUUUAUGAACAGUUCAAAAGAGAAUGCUUUGUUUUUGAUAAAAACUUGAUUUACUCCCAAAGAGACGUGUGACGAUCCCUAAUUCAGUGGUCUUCAAACUUUUUACACCAAGUACCUCCUGAAAAAAAUGCUUGAAUAUUGGGGGACGGGGUUUAAAAACUCGAUAAAGUGAAUUGAGAGAUUUGUUUCUAAAAGCA
Messenger RNA from Syngnathoides biaculeatus (alligator pipefish), 2263 nucleotides. RefSeq names its product long-chain fatty acid transport protein 2-like. The record is from RefSeq and is a predicted model, not a curated record. Gene Ontology annotation, molecular function: long-chain fatty acid transmembrane transporter activity; long-chain fatty acid-CoA ligase activity. Bases 18 to 1919 code for a protein of 633 amino acids. The transcript is spliced from 10 exons. NCBI's taxonomy places the organism in Eukaryota, Metazoa, Chordata, Actinopteri, Syngnathiformes, Syngnathidae.